This is a messenger RNA of Paramuricea clavata, 324 nucleotides long. NCBI's taxonomy places the organism in Eukaryota, Metazoa, Cnidaria, Anthozoa, Malacalcyonacea, Plexauridae. The record is from the annotation of a GenBank genome assembly.
AUUUAAUUCUGCACAGUGAGAUUGAGGCUCGCGACGUUAACGUUCGUGAAGUUAUUGAGGACUUCCGUGGUCAGGUCGACUCCUACACGGACAUAUUUGAGGCGGUUGUUUUAAUGGCACCUGGCCGAUAUCGUGUUACUUUCAAAAGUGCACGUAAGUUAGAAGUAGCUGAAAACUUUGGGUUUACUGUUCGUGGUUUCCCUCUUACCUUUAAGCCUGUGUCCCUUUUCAAGUGGGUCAAUAUCACUCGUGUGUCCUAUGGUGUUCCGGAUGAGGAAAUUUCCAAGGUUCUCAGUGUUUAUGGUCCCAUCAAAAUGAUUAAAA